Xiphias gladius (swordfish) is the source of this 1361-nucleotide messenger RNA. Its product is annotated as centromere protein P. Gene Ontology annotation, cellular component: chromosome, centromeric region; nucleus. Gene Ontology annotation, biological process: CENP-A containing chromatin assembly. The coding region runs from base 308 to 1198 and encodes 296 amino acids. The transcript has 10 exons. The record is from RefSeq and is a predicted model, not a curated record. NCBI's taxonomy places the organism in Eukaryota, Metazoa, Chordata, Actinopteri, Istiophoriformes, Xiphiidae.
AACAGUUGACCCCCCCAUUCGAUUCAUGAUAAGUGGUAGAGUCCAGAGGGCGCGAGCCUCCAAACUGUUUUGGUUGUCAGAGGAGAAGUAGCCGGUAUAGCUCGGGUGAUUAAAAGCGUUAAAUUGUUAAAGAAAAAGGAAUUACGCCAUUUUACACAUGUGUAUAUAACAGUUUAAAGUGACUUUUAUUUAAACAAUUCGACAUUAUAGCGGAGACGAAUACGUGUCCUCUGCACAAAAGAAAGGAAUGAAACCACUAAGAAAAGAAGGCAAAUACAUUCAAGAACAAGAAUAAGUACAUUUAAGGAUGGAGGAGAAGAUGAGCAAGGAGAACAUCGAAGAGGUGAAAGUGCUGGAGGCUCAGAUCGAUCAUCUCCGGGCUGAAGUUGCAGCGUUGCAGCGCCAACAGCAGGACAACCAGAAGGAAAUGACAUUCCACUUCAGAGGACAAAUGCGGGAUGCCCUGUCAUAUAUGUGCGGACAGAAACAUGUAGGAGGGAAGGAGAAGGUGGCGUCCAGGCUGAAGGACGAGGUGGAGGCACUGCAGGAUGAUCUGAAGCGGCAGACACAGAUGAAUGGCAUCAGUCUUAACAGCUGCACUGCAAAGACUCUGCAAAGCAGUGACAGUAAGCUGGUCCAGCAGCUCUGUGUAUCAGGAAACUGCUCUGAACUGGUCUUCCAGGUGGAGUUCCAGCUCUCUGAGGUCAAGGACGGUCAGAGAUCUGAGAGAACAAUCAGUGAUCUGAACGUGGUGAUGGACACCAGUGACCUGCAGAGCUUCAGCAGCUUCCUGUCUGGGGUGGAGGAGAGCAGGGAUCUUCUGCUGUUCUUCAGGACUCUAAGGAGUUUCUCAGACAGGUGUGACGACCGGUGCAGAACCUUCCGGCACUUCCAGGAGAAGUAUCCGUCCGUCGUCUCUCUACCUGGAGGCUGCAGGUCAGAGACCAUGACCCUGAAUCACCCCGAGCUUCCUGGCUGCGUCCUGUUCGUUCAUUGGUCGGUUGAAGUUUCCAGAGAGGGCGGAGUCACUCCAAAAAUCAACCUGCUGACAAAGAUCCCAGAGAGAGCGUUGCAGUUGUUUCCCUCUCAGGCUGUAGGCGGCGCUGCCGAGGCCUUUCACAGCCUGCUGAGGAUACUGGGACCUGAAGCCGCCCUGGAGUCUGUCAUCAGGGCGGUCGGCCUCUCACAGGACACAUAACUCGCAUCAGACCUACCAGUUAAAAUGUGAAACACGACUUUUCUUUUUCUAUUUCAGAUAUUUUCAAAUAAUGAAACACAGCGUUUUGUUUAGUCUCUUAGAAAUCUUUAUUCAAUAGAAAGAGCACAACUGUGAUGGCUGUAACAGCAGAGCUCAUUGGUCA